Nyctereutes procyonoides (raccoon dog) is the source of this 1205-nucleotide messenger RNA. It is a transcript of the gene TMEM176B, whose product is annotated as transmembrane protein 176B. The record is from RefSeq and is a predicted model, not a curated record. Lineage: Eukaryota; Metazoa; Chordata; Mammalia; Carnivora; Canidae. The transcript is spliced from 7 exons. Gene Ontology annotation, cellular component: membrane. Bases 140 to 961 code for a protein of 273 amino acids. Gene Ontology annotation, biological process: negative regulation of dendritic cell differentiation.
CAAAGCUGAAGGUCAGACCCUCCUCCCUCCACCCCUUCCUUCCACUCUUCUCUUUCUCAACUGCUGGCUGGUCCUCAGCUAUAGGUGGAUCCUCCCAGCCCUGCUCUGCUGAGGCUCCCAGAGGACCGCAGCAGGCAGGAUGACCCAAAACACGGUGACCGUGAAUGGAGUCGAUGUGGCCUCUACACUGUCCCAGCCCACCCACAUCAACAUCCACAUCCACCAGGAAUCGGCUUUGGCACAACUGUUAAAAGCUGGGGCUUCCCUGAAGGAGUUCUUUUCUCACCCUCAGGACGCUGGCCCUUCCAAGACCAAGAUGAGCUAUGGGCAGCUGGCACUGGGGAUGACCCAGAUAUUGUUGGGGGCUGUGAGCUGUGCUCUUGGAGUAUUGCUCUACUUGGGGCCCUGGAUGGAGCUGCGUGCCUCGGGCUGUGCCUUCUGGGCAGGGUCUGUGGCUGUUGUAGCAGGAGCUGGGGUCAUUGUCCAUGAGAAGCAUGGGAGCAAACUCUCAGGCUGCACAUCAGGUCUGCUCACGCUGGCUGGUAUCGCCAUGGCUGUGGCUGCUUUUGUCCUCUGUGUGAAUAGCUUAACCUGGCAAACCGAUGGCUUCGUUUACAUCGACUCUGCGUGUGUUUACCCAGAAUCUAACGUCAUGAACACGACCACUGGGUACACAGAGACGUGGCGAAGGAGUGGCGGGUCACAGUGGAAUGAGGAUAGGUGUAGAAUCUACAUGCAAAUGCUGAUGAAUUUGUUACUGGGAAUCCGUGCUCUGCUACUGGCUAUCUGUGUCCUGCAGGUCAUCGUAUCCUUGACUUCCCUGAUCAUGGCUCUUAGAAGUUCGCGUGGCCAGAGCUCCCGGCCUCUGGAUGAGGAAGGGUCAGAGAAAAAGCUACUGGGGGAGAAUUCAGUGCCUCCCUCCCCAUCCAAGGAGAAGACAACAGCUGCCAUCAUCCUGUGAGCUCCUGAAGACCCUGCCUGGUCCUCCGCAUGCCCCCAGCCAGAGUAGCCCAGGGCCUCUGGAGGAUACAGCAUCCACUCCCCAGGGCCCCUCCCUGCCCCUGCUCCUCACACUUGCCUGUCCUUUGGCCAGUGUCCCGGCCUCCUCUUUUUCGGCUAUUCCCACUCCAGUGGCCUCAAUUCAAGGAACAAGUGCUGUAGCCUUUUCUCCAGUGCUGAUUAAAUAGAAACAAUAGGAAAAAUAA